This is a messenger RNA of Salmo salar (Atlantic salmon), 4586 nucleotides long. RefSeq names its product target of myb1 like 2 membrane trafficking protein b (gene tom1l2b). The record is from RefSeq and is a predicted model, not a curated record. Gene Ontology annotation, molecular function: phosphatidylinositol binding; ubiquitin binding; clathrin binding. Gene Ontology annotation, cellular component: endosome; membrane. Lineage: Eukaryota; Metazoa; Chordata; Actinopteri; Salmoniformes; Salmonidae. Gene Ontology annotation, biological process: signal transduction.
CUUGAUGGGCGGGGCUUACUGUACCUUUUCCAUUAACUGACUCGUACAAAUUGUUUGUUGUCGAUCAAGAUGGAGUUCCUUUUGGGAAAUCCAUACAGUACUCCGGUGGGACAUUGUAUUGAGAGAGCCACUGAUGGCUCCCUUCAGAGUGAGGACUGGGCCCUCAAUAUGGAAAUAUGUGACAUCAUCAAUGAAACCGAGGAUGGGCCCAAGGAUGCCAUCAGGGCAAUGAAGAAGAGGCUGAACGGGAACAAGAACUACAGGGAGGUGAUGCUGGCACUGACCGUCCUGGAGACAUGUGUGAAGAACUGCGGUCAUCGUUUUCAUGCCCUUGUCACCAGCAGAGACUUCAUAGACGGCGUGCUUGUAAAAAUCAUCUCCCCCAAAAACAACCCUCCCACUAUCGUACAAGACAAAGUGCUCGCCUUGAUCCAGGCGUGGGCUGACGCGUUCAGGAGUAGUCCAGACCUGACGGGUGUGGUCCAUAUCUAUGAGGAGCUGAAGAGGAAAGGCAUCGAGUUCCCCAUGUCUGACCUGGAGACCCUGUCUCCAAUCCACACUCCUCAACGACUGUCGACUGGCUCUGAGGUGAACCAACCCACACUGAAGGCCACCGCCCCUCCCCCAGCCCAGCCUAUCCCCCACCAGCAGCCUCCUCCCCAUGCUGUCUCCGCCCCACCCUUUGCAGCAUCUGUCCCUCCCACCUAUUCCACCCCUCAGGUCCCCAACCUUGGUGCCUCUGGGUCUAUCAACCCCUCACCUGAACAGAUCUGCCGGCUGCGCAGUGAGCUGGACAUCGUGCGUGGCAACACCAAGGUGAUGUCAGAGAUGCUGACAGAGAUGGUUCCUGGACAGGAGGACCCCUCGGACCACGAGCUCCUGCAGGAGCUGAACCGGACAUGCCGGGCCAUGCAGCAGAGGAUAGUGGAGCUCAUCUCCUGUGUGUCUAACGAGGAGGUCACAGAGGAACUACUGCACGUCAACGACGACCUCAACAACAUCUUCCUACGCUACGACAGGUACGAGAGGUUCCGGUCAGGCAGAGCAUCUCAGGGUAUCAACAAUGGGGUCCUCAGUGAGGCUACAGAGGACAACCUGAUAGACCUGGGCCCUGGCUCUCCUGCUGUCGUCAGCAACAUGGUCACCACCACUCCCCCGUCCAGCCUGCCCCCUUUCUACACCGCCCCGGCUGCACGGCCUUCAUCACCUGCCUCCCUGGCCUCUCGGCUAGCCGGCCUUGAUGUGGGUGACAGUGUGAGCAGCACUCUGAGCUCUCUGCCCAGCUGUAAGCCUCAGGACGACUUUGACAUGUUCGCCCAGACCAGGACUGGAGCUCUGCCUCUGACCACCGAGACACUCGUGACAGCUCCUCUAGAGGACCUUAAUGCUGUAUGUGGGAUUGGGCUGCCUCUUCUGGAAGUCAGGCAGCAGCCUGCAGGAGGGAUUCCCGUUGGCCAAUCCUCUGUCAUGGAUGACAUAGAGGAGUGGCUGUGUACCGACUUGCAAGGAGAUGAGGGAGAAGAGGGGGUGACCAGUGAAGAGUUUGACAAGUUUCUGGAGGAGCGGGCGAAGGCAGCAGAGACGGUGCCCAGCCUCCCCUCGCCCCCUAGUGGUGACCCUGGUGCAACUACAGGCUCACUCAAGAAGAAGGCUGAAAGACCAGAUGACGCCCUGUUCGCUUAGUACAGUGGUUUUCAAACCUCUCCUCGGGGACUCCCAGACGUUUCACAGUUUAGUUGUAGCCCGGAACUAGCUCAGUUGAUUCACCUAAUCAAGGCCUUGAUAGUUAGUUGACAGGUUGAAUCAGGUGUGUUAGCUCUUGAAUAGUUCAAAUGCAUGGAACGACUGUGGGUCCCAGAGGAGAGGUUUGAAAACCCCUCGCUUAGGAGACCUUUUAACCUUCUGACCUGGCCAACGACCUCAGUCCCCAGACUUUUAUCUGUAACAAGCACACACAUAUUUUCUCAUCCUCCCCCUCUGGAUCUCUCUACCUUCAAAACUUACCCUCUACUACCCAGAAACGCAUUGAUUUACUACACUACAAAGGGAACCCUCGAUUUUGAUAUCCCUCCCCCUCUUUCAGAAAGAAACCAGCUUCAUUCGGGAGAAGACCGCCACGUUAUUCCAUAAUCAACAUUCCUUAUCUACCAGUUGAUGGUUUGGAACAGUCUCCAGCCUCUGAAGAACUGUGUAGUAUCAACAACAGCGGACAUCUUUUUAAACCAGCAGCUCACUCUGUCCCGGGGCUGGUCUUCUUCUGAAGGGUAAUAUGAGACAUACCCAACCUACAGUACUACCCAUAUUCUGCUCCGUUAUGGCAGCAAGAAGCCAUCCCUAUCCUGUCGUCCCCUUCUCUACUGCAUGCAUUAUCAGAUCCAUCCACCCUUCAAUCCCUUGAAGGGUCGUCAAAGGGAAUUCAAUGAAAACUAGGUACAAUUAUUGUUAUCCUUUUUUAUUGUAGGUCAGAUGGGGGCAGGUAGCGUUAAAAUAUGAGAUAUAUUCAUGGGGAAUAUGCUGGAUCAUUGUAUGUUUUUACUAUGCGUUUAAUUCCUAGUCUAUAUUUUCUAUUGUCUCCUGACUGGUUGUCUCGUUUCAUCAAUUUAACUUCAUGGUUUUGAGUGUGGCUUUGUUAGUAUAACUGUAGCAUAAUGACAUGUAGAAUCACUGUGUGUGUAUAUUCAAUCAAGCAGAAUAAGGGAAAGAAAUGGUGGAAGACGGGAGAUCUGUUAUGAGGGCAUUGGAGCCUGUUACAGUAUUUCUACCUGGAUAUAACAUUUCACAGCCUUUACCCAAAAAGGGUAUCAACAGGAAAGGGAAGUGGAAAAAUGGAAAUGUGAUUUUUCCACUACAGAAUUACACUACAGGGCAUUUUGCUUUCAAGGGAUGAAGUAUUUCUAGGGAUUGAUGCUCUCAUCUUAUCUACGCCUUUAGAGAUUGAUUUAUUUUACCAGCUUAGAAUUCUAGAAUGUUAUUUUGGAGAUGUAUACGAUUUCUGAUUUAUUUUCAGAUGAUGAAUUAACAUCACUUAAGAAAAUGCACUGUUAUGUUAAAUGCGGUGUUAUGUUUAGCUUAACAAAUAAGUAGUACCAUCUACCUGACAAUGAUUUUCUGUUUAUCCAUAUGCUGAAGGACCAGUACAGGUACAGUGCUGCUGGGAAAGCAUAGUCUAGAAGAAGUCAUGUGACCUGAGCAUGAUGGCGUCACAUCCAUAGUGGAUGCACUACCGUAUCAUACUGUAAGAUUCAGUCAGACGUAAUACUGUAUCAGUCAGUCUGAGAAAGAUAACCGUUUCUUGUUAAAGCCCUGUUUUAGUAGUCUUCACUACAAACUGAACAGACGGAACAUUGUAUGUCUGGUAUUGAAUAAUAACUUUAAUUUAUGGACCAACGUUUUACAAAGUGGACGUGAAAGAAUGAACCUAUAGAAGGGAUGGUUAUGAAUACCAUGAAGGGAAUUUAGGAAAAGGGGAUCUGUUUGGUCUCUGGUUGGAAGAAGUGACAUUCAUGUUUUCAGAAACGGUAACACUACUUGCUAGUAUGAGCAAGAACAUUGAGUAUUGCAAACCAAGAUCUUUAUUCUCUUUCUUGAUGAUAAUACACAUGCUGUUUCAUACAAUCACAAUGAGUUUAAAACAAUGUAACACUUGACAGUCACUCACGACCUUAUUCUACCCUUAUUUUGUUAAAAUAUCUAGUUGUGGGUUGGUAUAUUUAACAUAUCUGUAAUCAAUGGAAAAUGUUGCAAAAUAUUGACAGAAGUGUUGGAGUAAUUUAUUUAGGAUUUUCUUCUGAUCUCUGUUUUUGAAAUCGUUUUAUUGUACAAAAGCAGAAUGACAUUAACUUCUUUAUGGGAGAGAUUAGGGUUUUUCAUGUGAAUUGUGUGUUAAACAUGUUUUGUUGCUGUUUUAUGGAGUUUGAUCAUUUCUUAUGCUGAUUCAAUGUUAAAAAUGUACCGGAUAAAUUUCACUCUACAGUAACUUUUAAUGUCACUAUUUAUGACAAGUGUCCACUCUGUGAUUGGUUUGUUUGUAACUGUAAGCAAAGAACCCUAUUGAGUUAAAUUUUUUCCAUGGUUAGAUGAACCAGCAGUACAUUGAUAAACAACAUGGGCGUCAGAAAAAGGACCUCGCUUCUGAAAGACUCUUUGAUAGAAGUGUUGACAUUGCACAUUAUUAAAAGGUUUUCCCAUCUCUCUGAAUGGAAAUACUUAAAGUGUGCGUGUACAAGUGUUGCCCUGCUCUGAGACAGUAGCCCUAUACAUUUGAUGUAUUGGAGGAGUAAAAAUAUAUUGCUGUGUGUACAAUCCAGUAUGCGUAGUAUAAAAUGUAUAGCUUGAUAUUGGUCUGGCUUGCUCAGUGGAACUAUGGUUGUAUACAUGAUCAUGUAUAAUUAAGGCAAAUAUAAAUAUUAGCUUGCCAGGUGGUCACCUCAAAGCCUGCUCUUAGAAAGAAUAUGUGUGUAUGGUUAAACAAAGGGACUUUUAUGUUCUUGUGUGCAGGCUGCUGCUGUUUCCUGAGUUUAUCUAGCUCUAUAUUGUUUGACUCAUGCAUGUGUUGAACUCCAAUAAAACACUAUAGUAGUACGUGA